Strongyloides ratti is the source of this 2031-nucleotide messenger RNA. Its product is annotated as Tudor domain-containing protein. The record is from RefSeq and is a predicted model, not a curated record. Lineage: Eukaryota; Metazoa; Nematoda; Chromadorea; Rhabditida; Strongyloididae. Bases 1 to 2031 code for a protein of 676 amino acids. The transcript has 2 exons.
AUGAGCAAAAAAAGUUUGCAAAAAUUUGGAGUACGACAGAAUACCGUUGAAAGGUUUAUUUUAGGAAAUAAAUACAGGAUUCCAUAUUUAAUAAUACCACAAAAGGCAUAUUUUAAAAUUGUAAAAGUUAUAUCACCAUCAAUAAUUAUUGUAAAAUUAUUAAAUGCCAUAACUGAAAGUAUAAAUGAAUCUUUUGAUAUUCUUUAUCAUACCAAAUUAAAUAUUGAAGAUAAAUUUUAUGGUAAUAUAAAACCUUUUUGUGAUGAUAUUUGUGAAGGAUUUUUAUUUCGUUACUGCUUAGCACCAACAGGUGACAAUAAAUAUGGAAGGGGAAGAAUAGUUGAGGAGGCUUUUCAGUUAACAAAUAAUGAAAUAUUGGAUGCAAAAAAAUUUGUUAAAGUUUUUUUUAUUGAUACAGGAGAUGAAGGAUGGUUUAAUGUUGAUUCAUUAUAUGAAAUACCCAUAGAAAAAUAUUUGAUUCCAUGGCAAGUUACGAUAGUUUCAUUAAAUGGUGUCACACCAUCAGGAGAUGACAUUAAAUAUUGGAAUGAAAAUGUUUGCCUAGAGUUAGACAAUAUUUUGAAACAAUUUUCAUUUGUAGAAAUUAUUAAUACAAAUGUAAAUAUAAAUAUCCCAAAUAAUAUUACUUCUGUUAAGAUGAUAGGAUUUUGUGAUGCAAAAGAAAUAAUAGGUGAAAAUAUUGCAUGUAAACUUUUUUUUAAAUUACCUUCUUAUGUAAGAUAUACACAAUUUUCUACUUCAAAUAAUAUUUUUGAUACAUUAAAAGAAAUUUCUAUAAAUAAUGAUAAAAAAUUAUUUAAAGAUAAUAUUCCUAUCAUUGAAAGUUUUGAUGAUUUAAGAUUAAAAAUAGAAUGUAAAUGUGAAAAUAUUACUUAUGAUGAAAUAUCUAAUAAUAAAGAGUUAAAGAUUACCAAGUUAAAAGAAAAAAAGAAACAACCUGAUGUAAAUCUACUUAUUCAAAAAGAAAUAGGAAUAUUAUCUUAUGAUACAUUUUAUAGUGAUUAUAAAAAAAAUGGAGAAAAUUUUUAUGAAUCACUUAUGUUUUAUUCACCACAAAUACCAAUUUGGACAGAGGAGUUACUUGAAAAAUUUAAUUAUAUUGGAACAGAUAAUAAAAUGUACCUAGAAUUACUUCCAUUUGAGGAGACAUCUUUUGGUGAAGAAAUUGUUAAAAAUCCACUUGAAAUGCAUGCAGCAAUGUUACGUUACCAACCAGAGGAUGUUGUCAUUCGAGAGGAUACAUUAUAUAAUACACUUGAAUUGGAGUAUUACAGUGAAAGAACAGCAUUUCAAAAAAAGUUAAAUUAUUUUUAUUCUCAACCAGGUAAUAUAUGUCCAUUAAAUCAGAUGAAAGUUUUGAAAGAUUUAAAUAAUGGAUACUCUGUUUACGGAAUAUAUUUUAGUUCUAGUGAUUGUGAUAAUUUUAUUGCUAAUCGUAUAGAAGUAUUAUCUGUUGAAUUGGAAAAAGAUAUUAAUGAUAACUUGCAGGAUAAAGAAAUAUUAGUUUUAGAAUAUCAAGAAUUAGAUAUAAUGGAUAAGAAUACUAAAGGUGAAAUAGAUACAAAUAAUAAUAAUAAUAUAUUUAAAUCUAUAAAAAUACGUUUUCUUGAUUAUGGUGGUAUUGUUAUUGUUACACCAAAAUUUUUAUCUAAAAUUCAUAGUCAAUUUUGUUUUUUACCACCAUUUUCAAUUCAGAUUAAUUUAAUUCCAUUGACACAAAAAAUUUGUAGUAUUGCAUCAGAAGAAAAUAGAGAAUUUAUCUUACAAUAUUAUGAUUAUUUUAAUGCAGCAAUUGACUUAAAAACUCCAAUGUUAGCCAUAUUUGAUUCACAUCAAGGAACUUUAAGAAAAAAAAAUAAUGAAGAGUAUGUUCCAUUUUUUGAGGAUAACUGUGAAUGGGAAUAUAAUCAUGUUAUUAAUAUUUCUAAUAUGCAAAGAUUAUUUCCUCGAGGAAUACCAAUAGAUAUGACUAUUGAUUCAUAUAUAAAUUUUUUAGAAAAUAAUAAAUAA